AAGGGUUAGCCGUGCGUGCUUGCGGAGGCAUCGCAACCGGAGCAGCAUCGCCCCACGCAGGAGCCCACUUCGCCCUCCCGGGCGGUUAACAGGAGGAAAUCCUGUGAAUGUCAUUGGGGAGUGGGUGACAGGGGGGCGGAGGUGCCACUCGGCUGCCGGUGGUGAGCAGGCAGCCUUUGUGGGGGCAGAUCUCCUCGCAGACAAACCCGCCACCACACUACAAAGGACCCGAGACCUGCCAAUGUCAUCGGCCAUCGAAAGAAAAAGCCUCGAGCCCUCCGAGGAGCCAGUUGAUGAGGUGCUCCAAAUCCCCCCUUCCCUGUUAACAUGUGGAGGUUGCCAGCAGAACAUUGGGGACCGUUACUUCCUCAAAGCCAUUGAUCAGUACUGGCAUGAAGACUGCCUCAGCUGUGACUUGUGUGGGUGCAGACUGGGAGAAGUAGGAAGGCGACUGUAUUAUAAACUGGGCAGAAAACUGUGCCGAAGAGACUAUCUCAGGCUUUUCGGCCAAGAUGGCCUCUGUGCCUCCUGUGACAAACGAAUCCGGGCCUAUGAGAUGACCAUGCGAGUAAAAGACAAAGUGUACCACCUGGAAUGCUUCAAGUGUGCUGCUUGCCAGAAACACUUUUGUGUCGGUGACAGAUAUCUUCUCAUCAACUCAGACAUAGUGUGUGAGCAGGACAUCUAUGAGUGGACUAAGAUCAAUGGGAUGAUAUAGUCCACUUGUGCCUCAUAGUCUCCAAAUACAUCUCAUGGGUGACACAAAUACCUAGCUGUGGUGAGGAGAUGAUCACUCACAACAUCUAUGUGCUUUGUCUAAGGAAGGGGAAAAUACAACAGAAUACGCAGGCAUGGCAUCAUGUACAAAUGCUGAUUGGGGACUGAAACAGUAGCAGACAGGUGGAUUUCUGUUAGCAAACACGCUUUGAUGAUAAACUGACAUUCUCAGAGGUGAUGGUGAAAGUUGGGGUACAAUUUAAAAUGAAUUAUCUUGACUGGAAAUAUAGUAGUGUCAUGUAAACAGAUAUUAUGGCUUUGACACUUGCAGACUUGGUUGUGCAACUGGACGUUCUUUUCUUUCUUUCUAUUUACUCUGCAUCGACAUAGACAAUGAACCCGACAUUAAUGCAAGAUGGGACAGUAUUGGGGGGGGGAGGGAAAAUGGGACUCCAAUUCUAUAAAUUAUGAAUGUGGAAAGAAUGCCUUUUUUUGCAUGGAAAUCAGUUUUUCCCAUUUGAGAACUGAAAGUACAACCUGGCUGCAAUUCUGCACAACAUGCACCCUGUUAUAGACAUGAAAGUACUGGUGAGGUCAGUGGGACUUAAUGGUUUGUGACUAAGUGCAGGACUGUGGUCUUAAAUGCUAAGCAAUUAUUUCAAGAAAUUAGAAUAGGUAGCUGCCUGUCACUGCUGCUCUUUGAAUGUGUGAAAUUCCACCACUCAUUUAUAUUCAAAUAUAAAUUGAAAGAGUUGUUCAGCUAUUUUAUUAACUUAGACAAUAAGAAUAAAUAAUUUGUGGUGUGUAGUAAGAUCCUGCAGAUUUAAUAAAAAAAGAAUGAUCAAAUCAAA
This is a messenger RNA of Rhineura floridana, 1568 nucleotides long. RefSeq names its product LIM domain only 2 (gene LMO2). The record is from RefSeq and is a predicted model, not a curated record. Bases 242 to 718 code for a protein of 158 amino acids. NCBI's taxonomy places the organism in Eukaryota, Metazoa, Chordata, Lepidosauria, Squamata, Rhineuridae. Gene Ontology annotation, biological process: positive regulation of transcription by RNA polymerase II. The transcript has 3 exons. Gene Ontology annotation, cellular component: nucleus. Gene Ontology annotation, molecular function: DNA-binding transcription factor binding; transcription coactivator activity.